UUUUUAUAUGAAACACUGUUUUGUGAAAUGCAUUCAAUUUUAUUGUGCAAAUCAAUAGACAAUUGAAUUAUGUAUUCAAUGGUUACCACUAUUGACAACGAAAACUGUUUUUUGGUUUUGUUUGCAUUGAAUGAGCAGUGAAUUUGUCAAACCAUUUGUCCCACUCUUUCGCACACAUGGAAGUCAAUGUCGGUCUUCGUGUGGUUCGGGGACCCGACUGGAAGUGGUCUAACCAGGAUGAUGGUGAGGGUCACUGCGGGACAGUGGUCGAGGUGGGUCGGCCCGGAUCCACCACCACUCCCGACAAGACAGUAGUGGUUCAGUGGGACUCCGGUUCGCGCACUAACUAUAGGAUUGGUUACCAAAACGCUUACGAUCUGCGAGUGUUGGACAACGCGACCAUCGGUUUCAGACACUAUAACAUUAUUUGCAACGCCUGUAAAAAGCACGGCAUCGCUGGCAUCCGGUGGAAGUGUUUGGUCUGUCAGAGCGUCGAUCUCUGCACUCUUUGCUAUAUGAAUGACAAACACGAUGUGAACCAUACGUUCGCUCGCUUCGAAACCUAUACCUCUCCCGGAGUCGAAAUGAGUAAAAGAAACUCAAAAAAUAACGUUAAGAUUCAAUCGCGGGGUAUAUUUGUCGGGACGCGUGUCGUCAGAGGUUAUGACUGGGAUUGGGCUAAUCAGGACGGCGGUGAAGGAAAAGUGGGUAAAGUGAUAGACAUCAGGGGUUGGGAUAAUGAGUCGCGAAGAAGUGUGGCGAACGUGAUGUGGGCGUCGGGCUCUACUAAUGUGUACAGAGUUGGCCACAAAGGGAAAGUGGAUCUGAAGUAUGUGGUGGACUCCGCCGGACCUUUCUAUUAUCGCAACCAUUUGCCUGUAUUGGGACAACCAAUCGAAGGCUUCAAUCGUAUAGCGAUCGCCAGGUCUUUGUCAACAGUGGACGGCCAGAGAAACACAACGACCGCUCUGUUCAACGUCGGCGACAAAGUG
Molecule: messenger RNA, 992 nt
Organism: Medioppia subpectinata
Lineage: Eukaryota; Metazoa; Arthropoda; Arachnida; Sarcoptiformes; Oppiidae
Source: the annotation of a GenBank genome assembly